Molecule: messenger RNA, 2227 nt
Organism: Morus notabilis
Lineage: Eukaryota; Viridiplantae; Streptophyta; Magnoliopsida; Rosales; Moraceae
Product: glucan endo-1,3-beta-glucosidase 3
Exons: 4
Coding region: 129-1853 (574 amino acids)
Source: RefSeq, a predicted model, not a curated record
ACUUUUUCGUCUCUCUCCAGCGGCUUUUAUACCCAUCCAAGAGAUUUUUUCUUUUUAUUCAGAGCUCAAACAUUACAUGAAUCCAUCACACUAAAUCUUCAUCUGGGUCUCUUCCAAAAUCCCAGAAAAUGGCCACAAGAGCUUCCAACAGGCUCUUCCUCUCUCUCUUCCUCUCUCUCUUCAUUUGCUGCUCUUCUGGAACUCUAGCGGGUUUUUCCUAUCAUGCAAAAGGAAGCACCAUAUCACUUCAUAAAGAUAUCAAUGUUUCUCCAGCUCAGAUUCGGGUUUUUGUCUCAGAUCACAAGGUUCUAACUUCUUUAUUCAAUACUGGUGUGUUUGUUGAUCUUUACGUUAAUCAAAGCCAGCUUCAGACUCUGACCAAAUCAAAAUCUUCUGGUGUCACUUGGCUUAAAACCCAUGUAAUUUCUUUUCUUCCUCAUGUGAACAUCAAAAGCAUUGUAGCAUGUAUUGGCAAAAACCCAAGUAGGCAUAAUGACCUGGCUAGGCUUUUAUCCACUUUGAAGUCUGUACAAUCACUUCUUUCUAGUUUUCGUCUUGAUAACCAAGUUAAGGUCUCUGUGGCAUUCCCUUUGUCGUUUUUCAAGAAUUUGAGUGAAAUUCAUGAAAGACACUUGUGUAGGAUUUUUAGCUAUAUCAAGGAAGUGAAAUCAUAUAUCAUUGUUGAGGAAGUUGUCAACAUGGGUGGUGAUAGGUUUGUUCAGUCUGUAAUCCAGAAGGCCAACUUUGCCAUUUCUAUAAUUCCUUGUAAUGAUGUUCCCAUGGUCUUGACAAUCAAAAGCCCGUCCAUUCCGAGCCCGAAAGAAGUAUCGGAAUUUAGUGACAAGGUCUCCAAAGCUUUACAAAACAACACUCGUAUCACAACAAAUAUGGUUGCCGUGUAUGUAGAAGUACCAACUUCUACUUCCCAGAGACAGCUUCUUACCAAAACAACUCAACAUGACACAACAGUCUUCCCUAUAACUCCCAUCACCAACACCCCAACAACACCAACAAUUGUUACAGUUAAUCCCUCGCCAAACCCAGUGACAAUAGGCCCUGCCAACCCUGACACACCGGUGGUGACACUUCCCUUGACCACCCCACCUGUCACCAAUCCUGUCACUACGCCCAUCACGGUUCCUGGGGCGCAGCCCGUAACCAAUCCAGUCAAUCCGACCCCAUCAGGGAAUGUUCCCACCACAGCACCAGUCACAACAAACCCUGGUGCCCCUCCUGCAAGUAACAACAUUCCGGGCCAAAGCUGGUGUGUUGCCAAGAGUGGAGCUCCUGAGACGGCAAUUCAGGCUGCUUUGGACUAUGCUUGUGGUGGAGGGGCUGAUUGUUCUCAGAUUCAACAGGGUGGGAGCUGUUAUAAUCCCAAUAAUUUGCAGAAUCAUGCCUCUUAUGCUUUCAAUAGCUAUUAUCAGAAGAAUCCUCUGCCAACGAGCUGUGACUUUGGAGGGACUGCUACAUUAGUUAAUGCCAAUCCAAGCACCGGUUCCUGCAUCUACCAAACAUCUUCAUCAUCAUCAACAACGGUUUCCCCGUCGUCAACAACACCUGUAACACCUACACCUGUAACCCCAACACCAUCCACUCCGACUGCAUCCAUUCCAACUCCAUCAACUCCAACAGUAACAAACCCGGCGGCACCAGCAUGGGGAGCGGUAUCAGGCUCCGGUACACCUACUGUGCUGAACACCAGCACAGGAACAACCCCUGAUUUCGGGUUAGAAAGCCCUCCUGGUUUUACUAACUCAUCCACUUCCAAAGCAGCUGGUUUGAGGCCCUUUAUUGGCUUCAUUUUUCUGGUAAUAUCCUUAGUUACCAGGAAAACUACUCUUCACAUGUAGAGUGGUGAUAAGAUCUCAAUAUAAAGCAACGGUCAGAUCCCAUUUCCUCUUUUUGAGACCAAAUGUUAACAGUCAUUUAAGCCGUGUACAGAAGGGUCCAGGAGCCAAGUCUCACAAGGCUAGGAAUGCUAUCUAUGCCCUACUAAACAAUUGUUAUUGGCCACUAUUGAGCUUGAUGGGAUAUAAAGCUAGUUAAUCUUCAUCGGCUAUGGAAAAAGUAUGUUCAAGAAAUGAGGUUUAUUGUUGGUAGAGAGAAGAGUGAUCCUGUAUAUAUUUUAGAAACUUUGGGGUAUUGUAGUUCUUUGUAAUUCUCCAUACUAAUUUGAGUAUUCAAAUUGAUUUAGAAAUUUAGUGAAUCUGCAUUAUGAACAGAA